Messenger RNA from Penicillium salamii, 954 nucleotides. The record is from the annotation of a GenBank genome assembly. NCBI's taxonomy places the organism in Eukaryota, Fungi, Ascomycota, Eurotiomycetes, Eurotiales, Aspergillaceae.
AUGGCCGAUAGAAGACGUGUCAAUGGCCCACCUGGUGGCACCCGCCCACCAGUCUUUGCCUCUCUACAAGAAUCAACCACAGGCGCCGCCCAGCGCGCCCAGCGCCAACGCCAACCUGCUGAACUACAGAAAAUCUUUUUGAAGACAGGAUUGAUUCCCACAGCCUCAGGCUCCUCAUAUCUCGAAUUUGAACCAUCUGCCUCCCUCGCCGCAGCACGCUCAAACCCCAAAUCUCUGAUCCCGCCAUCCUCAGCCCUCAAAGUGGCCUGCACCGUCCACGGUCCCAAACCACUCCCCCGAUCCGCCGCAUUCUCACCAAACCUCGUCCUCACAACCCAUGUCAAGUAUGCGCCUUUUGCGGCCCGCAAGCGCAGAGGACACAUUCGCGACGCCAGCGAGCGCGAUCUCGGCGUACAUCUAGAAACCGCCCUCCGCGGGGCCAUCAUUGCCGAGCGCUGGCCUAAGAGUGGUCUUGAUAUCACAUUGACUAUCAUUGAGGCAGAGGAUGAUCGGUGGUGGGGGGAUGCGCCAGACUCGCACGAUGCCUCGUGGGGAAUGAUGAAUGUUCUCGCUGGAUGUAUCACGGCUGCAUCGGCCGCAAUUGCAGACGCUCACAUUGACUGUCUUGAUCUUGUAUCUGGUGGUGUUGCUGCUCUGGUCUCGGACGACUCCAGCAAAUCUGCUUCCAGUGUCCCGCGACUCAUGCUGGAUGUGGAUCCCGCGGAGCACAGAUCUAUCUUGUCUGCUUGUGUGGUGGCGUAUAUGCCGGCGCGUGAUGAGAUUACGGAGAUUUGGCUCAAGGGGGAUAGUUCGAAGGCGGCGCUUGAGAAGGGUGAUGUCCGGUCUAGUCAUGAAGCUUUGAUAGAUGGGGCUGUUGAUGCGGCUCGGGGUGCUAAUACGGUUUUGUCAGAGGCUGUGACGGAGUCUAUUGCGAGGUCUAUAGCACAGGCUUAG